This is a messenger RNA of Oncorhynchus kisutch (coho salmon), 2978 nucleotides long. RefSeq lists its product as uncharacterized. NCBI's taxonomy places the organism in Eukaryota, Metazoa, Chordata, Actinopteri, Salmoniformes, Salmonidae. Bases 287 to 991 code for a protein of 234 amino acids. The record is from RefSeq and is a predicted model, not a curated record. The transcript is spliced from 7 exons.
AUGCCCGAGCUAUCGUUUGCUUCACACUGACAUCAUAGCGGAUUACAAUGUCAAAUAUUUUGGAAGCAGCACUAGCCUCCGGUUUUACACCCCGCGAGAGAGAUUCGUCGUUUAUAUUCCAGUCAUUUGAAAUAUAAAGUUGCAAUAUUUUUCGCAUGAAACAUUUUUGGGGGAUGGAAUGAUACAUUCAAGUUAAGGUUCCACAAGGUUUGCACACUGAACCCGAGCCUGACCCCUGUGUCCCCUGUCUACAGGUCUAUGUAACAGAGAGUGGGUCAGGUCAGGGAUGCUGCAGCAUCGGAGGGAAUCUGACUCUCAUGGCCUGUUUUCAUCUGGAGAGACCUCCGACAAUGACUGUGAGAUGGGGGCAAGUUGUGGAGAAGUUGGCGUAGUGUGUUUGUGUGAGACUGGACCCUGCACACUAUACUCUGAAGCACACACACAGACACCGGACACACUGAAAUGUGAACACUGUGGGAAAAACAGGGUAGUGAUAACCAGGUACUCAGAGGGAUAUGGCACAGAGGAAGAGUGUGCCCUGUCCGAUCCUCAGGGUGACAGCGAUGCAGACGCUGACAUCGAGGACACAGAUUGCAGACUACAGGAGCCAGGUUCUCUCCAGCGAAUCAGUUCGCGGAGACGGAAGCGACCACGAAUAGCACGGCAGGACACCACGGAGAGUGAGGACGAUGGGGGGAGGAGUCACAGGAGUCACCGCUGGAACCUCAGACUCAGUCCCCACCGGGCUCACAACAGAACCUUACUAGAGGAGAGUGUAUCACAGGUCAGACCGUUAGUGAUCUGUCGGCCCAGUAUCAGAGGAGACGGUCAGGUGCCUCCAGUCGAAGGGCCCAGAACUGGCCCAAAAUGGCUCUGGUUCCUGUGGCCCUCGUCUCUCUCCCUGCCUGUCGUUCUCCUUCUCUCCAUUCCUCUCUCUCUCUCCUUAGUCAUCGUCAUCAUAUCUUUCCUGAUGCCUCGGGCCAGUACUUGACCUCACUUCUCUGUUUUAUUUCAUUCAUUGUAAUAUUUUUCAUGGAGUAAUAUAAUUAUGCUUUAAUCACCUCGCGUCACCACAUCAUGUUGUUAAUUCAUGUGUGUAUACUGUAAACAAAUCAUAUUAGACCAUAAGCCAUAGCAGCAUCAGACCAUAAACCAUAGCAGCAUCAGACCAUAAACCAUAGCAGCAUCAGACCAUAAGUCAUAGCAGCAUCAGACCAUAAGCCAUAGCAGCAUCAGACCAUAAGCCAUAGCAGCAUCAGACCAUAAGUCAUAGCAGCAUCAGACCAUAAGCCAUAGCAGCAUCAGACCAUAAGCCAUAGCAGCAUCAGACCAUAAGUCAUAGCAGCAUCAGACCAUAAGCCAUAGCAGCAUCAGACCAUAAGUCAUAGCAGCAUCAGACCAUAAACCAUAGCAGCAUCAGACCAUAAGUCAUAGCAGCAUCAGACCAUAAGCCAUAGCAGCAUCAGACCAUAAGCCAUAGCAGCAUCAGACCAUAAGUCAUAGCAGCAUCAGACCAUAAGUCAUAGCAGCAUCAGACCAUAAGCCAUAGCAGCAUCAGACCAUAAACCAUAGCAGCAUCAGACCAUAAGUCAUAGCAGCAUCAGACCAUAAGUCAUAGCAGCAUCAGACCAUAAGCCAUAGCAGCAUCAGACCAUAAGCCAUAGCAGCAUCAGACCAUAAGUCAGAGCAGCAUCAGGCCAUAAGUCAUAGCAGCAUCAGACCAUAAGUCAUAGCAGCAUCAGACCAUAAGCCAUAGCAGCAUCAUCGCCCUUUUCCACAACAAUAUUUCUGAACAGGCAGCUUGUGCUCUUCAUAUCUCUUUCUGUCUCUCUUUCUGUCUCUCUCUCUCUCUCUCUCUCUCUCUCUCCCACUCAUUUGCAAAAAUAGACCCAUUGGCUUGCUGCUUAUGCUGAAGAUGGUGUGAUAUGUGGGUGGCAAAGGGUUUUAGGGUUACACGUGUUUUGUAGGCUCAAUAGAAAUACAUGUAAAUUACCGACCUAUGCAAUCUACUGUUCCUGCUCUGUCGUCUGUCUGUCUGUCUGUCUGUCUGUCUGUCUGUCUGUCUGUCUGUCUGUCUGUCUGUCUGUCUGUCUGUCUGUCUGUCUGUCUGUCUGUCUGUCUGUCUGUCUGUCUGUCUGUCUGUCUGUCUGUCUGUCUGUCUGUCUGUCUGUCUGUCUGUCUGUCUGUCUGUCUGUCUGUCUGUCUGUCUGUCUGUCUGUCUGUCUGUCUGUCUGUCUGUCUCUGUCUGUCUGUCUGGUAACUGAAUCCAUGCUCUGUCCUUGGCACAUGAGUGAGUGCCCCCCCCCCCCCCCCCACUCUCUCACCCUCUUGUCUCUGAGGUAUUUAGCCUGUGAAUCCAGGGACCCAUAGAUCUAAAUUACAAUUUGGCCUAAUUUAAUGGAAGCAGGAUUGCACAGACAGCCUACUCUGUGCAAUGGCUAUGUCUGAAACGGCACCCUAUUUGCUAUAUGUAGGGAAUAGGGUGCUAUGUCAUUCACAGGAGGAAGUUCAUAAACUAGACUGUAACUAGGUAAGACAGAUAAUCCAGUACACGUAAACCUGUAUUGUACUGUAAGUGUUUGGUUAUGAGGGAACCACCUACUCCUGCUUGUAAACCAGGUUAUUACAAGUUUUAUGUUUUACUGUAUGAAGGAUGUAUUCACCUCCAGCUUAUAAAGUAUGUCUGAAAUCCACUGCUGUGAUCCACUGUAUCUGGGUCAGAGGAGGCUGGUGGAAGGAGCUAUAGGAGGACGGGCUCAUGAUAAUGGCUGGAGUGGAAUAAACCACAUGUUUGACUCCGUUCCAUUGAUUCCAUUCCAGCCAUUAGAAUGAGCCCUUUCUAUAGCUCCCCAUCAGCCUCCAGUGAUCUGGGUGUUAGUUAAUUUACAUUUAUAACCCCAAAAAAUGAUCACAAUGUAUGUUCAUCUUUAUGCUUCAUUGGGGCCACAGUAAUCAAAUAAAGCUAUAUUGUAUUUUGA